Molecule: messenger RNA, 246 nt
Organism: Anisakis simplex (herring worm)
Lineage: Eukaryota; Metazoa; Nematoda; Chromadorea; Rhabditida; Anisakidae
Source: the annotation of a GenBank genome assembly
AUGAUUUGGCAUCACAACCAGCCUUCAAGAGAUACGUGUAGAAGUCAAUUAACAAUAGCGUUCGCAAGAGAUCUUCGUGAAGAUUUGAGUGAUUAUUUAUGGGAUCUGUUCGAGGCAAUCAUUGUUCUGAUGGAGAGAUCGGAUCAGCAAGCGGAAUUGCUGCAAACUGGAUUUCGUGCCUUAGCUGUUAUGAUCAAGUUACAGUGGCGAAAGAUUAUCCGAGAACUACGAAGAACAUUCGUGUAA